CGUAUCCGUGUAAAGAUGGCGGAAGUUGAUGAGUCUAGCAAGCCUCUGUUUGCAGGUUUGUCUGACAUCUCAAUUUCAGAGGACAUCCCAGUGGAGGGAGAUAUAUCUGUGCCUGUGGGCUCGCAGAAUGCUGACAAUGAUCUCUCGACGCUGGAUGAGCCUGUCAAAGACACUAUUCUGAGGGAUCUAAGAGCCAUUGGACAUAAAUUUGUCCAUGUUAUGUACCCCAAGAAAAGUUCUGCACUACUCAGAGACUGGGACUUAUGGGGACCUCUUAUCCUCUGUGUGACUCUGGCUUUAAUGCUGCAGAGUGGGUCUGCUGACAGUGAGGAGGAUGGCAGACCACAGUUUGCAGAAGUCUUUGUCAUCAUCUGGUUUGGUUCUGUAAUCAUCACCCUCAACUCCAAACUCCUGGGAGGAACUAUAUCAUUUUUCCAGAGUCUGUGUGUGUUGGGGUACUGUAUUCUUCCUCUGACCGUGGCCAUGAUAGUUUGUCGUAUCGUUCUCCUGGGGGGCUCAGGCAGCUUCGUUUUUGCUGUCCGUCUUAUAGUGGUCACCGCAUCCUUCAGCUGGUCAACAUUUGCCUCCACAGCAUUUCUUGCUGACAGCCAACCAGCCAAUAGGAAAGCCCUGGUCGUGUAUCCAGUGUUUCUGUUCUACUUUGUGAUUGGCUGGAUGAUCUUGACAUUUUCACCUUCUCAUUAGCAUAUACAUACCCCAUGCCAAUUGCAAAAUGAACUUCUCUCCUUUAUUAAGACAACCAGCAGACCAUCUGGGAGCUGGCUAGUGAUUGGCCUAGCCUAAAAACAGGCAGAGCACUUUGAUGGACAUUCAGAAAGGGACUGAAGACAGUAAGGGGAUUAUUGCAUAGAUUUCACUCCUCCCCAUCCCUCAUUCAGUUGAAUAAGAAAGGAAAGGAGUAGAGGAGACUAAUUCUUCAGCGCUACUAAUUUAACAACUGCCUACAUAUCUUCAUUAUGUGAAUCUUUCGUGGUGUGAGGAAUGUUAGUGCCCCUUCUGAGCAGUUCCAGAUGUACUCACACCCUAACACGGAGCCGUUCUAUCUUCUGUGUGUCUCGGGUAGGACUUUAUGUGUGAAUGUGCAGUGAUUGAGCAGUGCCACUGUUGGCUCUGUUGAGAGAAUUAUUCAGCUAUCAUCAGGCGGCACAUUCACGUCAGUCCCCUCACAUCGCUGCACACAAAAUCUUUUCUUUGGUGUUUUCUUUUUUGUUCUGAAUGAGGUUUGCGCUUCAUUAGAUUUGUUUUUUUUUUCCGGUGGAAGUUAAUACAUUCCAGAAUGAAAUAAACAUAUACUUUAUAUGUGCUGCAUAGACUCUGGGUUCUGUCAUUUUCUGCCCAUGGAAAAACGGAAAAUAAAAAAUGGAACUUGAGGUUG
This is a messenger RNA of Pimephales promelas (fathead minnow), 1396 nucleotides long. It is a transcript of the gene yipf6, whose product is annotated as Yip1 domain family, member 6. Gene Ontology annotation, cellular component: trans-Golgi network; membrane. The record is from RefSeq and is a predicted model, not a curated record. Lineage: Eukaryota; Metazoa; Chordata; Actinopteri; Cypriniformes; Leuciscidae. Gene Ontology annotation, biological process: endoplasmic reticulum to Golgi vesicle-mediated transport.